AUACCACGAUGUUUCAGAUACUCACCUCCUUAGUGUGAACUGACUUGCUAGCACUUCGUCAUACGUUCUCGACAGUUCUCCCCCAAGAGUAUCUUUGAAGAAGACUGCCUCAUGUUGCUCGACAGCCGACUUUAUACAAAUACACCGUGUACAGACCCUCUAACUCAAGCAGGCCAUCUAAAAUUACAUCGGCAAUCGACACUCAACAUGGAGCAGUUCGGCAGAGACCCCGAGCCUCAGCGCUCACCCAGCACAUUCAUCUACAAUCUUGCGUUCCGACAAAACGAUCAGAAGUCGGCAACCAGUACGAAUUCGAUGGCUGUACAAGCUUCGCCUACGCCACCUGUAUUCUAUUCGCAACUCCAGUCCGAUUCUCUUCUGGAAUGACGCGCUCUGGCAGGGCGGACUAGUCACGGCAGGCCACUUGAGCCAUUAACUAUUUGGAUCCCGCACCGAAAAAAUAUGAACGAAUACGUGACGAACUCUGGCGGGGCAAGAAGCCAAAUUGAGCAGCCUUCAACAUGGUUUUAUCCCCGCAAGGUGGUUCCCCCGACGCAUGGGGAGUGGCAUGCUCUAGCAGUCAGGAUUCGCUCGGUUCAGGAAAUAUGUCUACGAGCUAAUCAGAAAUAUCACGAACAACGACGCAGACAACGCAGCAACGAUCGCAAAGAAGAACGUAGAGACAAUCGCUGGGGGAGCUGCUUGGAGAGGUUUCGCGGAAGUAGUCGUCGCCCCGGUCCCUACGAUCGACCCGUUCGACGAGAUUCGCAACGUGAUUCUUCGUCUUCAGCCUCUCCGACUGAUAGCGACAGGAUCUCAAAUGAAUUGCUGGUGGACAGCAUCAGCCGGAUUUGCGACCAUCUCUGGGAACAAGCCAAACUAGACACACUGUUCCGAUUGCUGGGCAGGAGGAAGCAGCGGGAGGCAGCGGCAACCAUGGCACAGCUGCUUGAGUGGGCGGAAACGGUCGUGGAGUGUGGUGAUCGCAGCGAACUCAGCGAUUCUCCCGACAGGUCGGACUUAUUGCAGUCACUCGAAGCUGCAGAGUAUCUAUGUUGCUGAUUUGGCGACAGUGAUGGGGAAGCAGAACUGGGAGAAGUUGAGGGUGCUGUGACAUUCUAUCUCAUUUUCGGAAUCAUGACCAGUCG
Messenger RNA from Colletotrichum godetiae, 1148 nucleotides. RefSeq lists its product as uncharacterized. NCBI's taxonomy places the organism in Eukaryota, Fungi, Ascomycota, Sordariomycetes, Glomerellales, Glomerellaceae. Bases 463 to 1062 code for a protein of 199 amino acids. The record is from RefSeq and is a predicted model, not a curated record. The transcript has a single exon.